Paramormyrops kingsleyae is the source of this 5815-nucleotide messenger RNA. RefSeq names its product family with sequence similarity 171 member B (gene fam171b). The record is from RefSeq and is a predicted model, not a curated record. Lineage: Eukaryota; Metazoa; Chordata; Actinopteri; Osteoglossiformes; Mormyridae.
UUAAUAUAUACUAUAUAUGUAAGAUUAAAAUGGUGACUUAGCAAUGCUAAUUGAUAGCUACGUAUUAGUAUUUGUAAAACACGGCAAACGCGAGUUGAUCUUUAUAUUAAAUAACGGUGAUAAAUGUAAAUUUCAUGUUUAUAUGGGGUAGAUGAUGUUUUCUUCAUACGCGCAUGACAAAAAUGGCGUUUGCCUCCAGAUUUAAUCUUAAGGCUACUGCGUGAUGACCGCCAGGUGGCAGCCGUGAGAUGGAUUCUGCGUCACGCCUUUCUAUUUAUUUAUUUAUCCGACUAUGCUUGGAGGUGUUCGUGUUUUUAAUACUAAAUUGUGCUCUUUACAUCGUUGUACGUCGCGCACACAGGGGAUCGUGCUGGUGCAUCACUCUGCAGCCAUGGCGUACCCAUGAGGAGGACGGGGUGCAACUGGGCUCUUCCAGCGCCGUUUUACUUCUGCAGUUAUGUCGCGGUUUGUCUGCUAUCCUUCGCCAUGUCUCUGCUCCCCGCUUACCUGCUACUGUCAGCGCUGUUGAUUUUCUCUGAGGAUGGGCUGAUGAAGAAGGUAGAGGGCGGCCGGAUCGCCGCUCUCCGGGCCGAGUCCGGCAUCAUCGGGCGGGGGGGCUCCGCCGCCCAACGACUGCUGAAGCCGCCCCAGCAUAACGUUCAGAGGGCGCCGCCGGCUGCGUCAGAUUCCACCUUUACCUUAAAGGUACAAGUGAGGGAUGCCAGCAGCCAACAGUUCCUGAGCAAAGUUUCUGUGGAAGUGUUUGUGAAUUACACACAGACCAACUCUGCCCUCACAGCAGAGAAUGGGGCCGUCCUGCUUAAAGUGCCCUAUCAACUGGGCUUGACACUUACCAUCAUGGCCAGCAUGGACGGGUACACCCUCACGCCGCUGCCUUGGAAAACCAGCAAAAUGCCAAUUUUCUCCUCUGUGACACUUUCAAUGUUCCCUCAAAACCAAGGAAACAUUUGGCUUUUUGAGGAUUCUGUUAUGAUAACUGGGAAGAUUUCUGAUGCACUGACUCAACCAAGUGUGCAGUUUCCCAAGAACCUGCUGAAGCUGUCAGAGAGCAGAAACAUCUCCUCCAUCAUUGCCUACUUGACAGUGCCUCAGCUUCCUUCCGAGAAGGAUUGCUUCUUAUACACUGUGGGCGUUCUUAUCAACAAGUCUGGUUUCCGGAACAUUGAGCUCAGUCCAAUGGCAGCAGUGAGUGUCCAGCUCCUAUCUUAUGGAAAGGAGGUCCAUGUAACGGGGCCAAUCCAGAUCACAUUGCCCUUGGCAGAAAAUUCUGGUCUGCGUGCUUCAGACGCUAUACCGGCCUGGACAUUUGAUAUGAAGACUGGUGCCUGGGUGAAUCGGGGUCUUGGAAUGGUGAAGAUGGAGGACGACGGUCUGGUUUGGACAUAUAUUGCACCUCAUUUAGGAUAUUGGAUUGCUGCACCCUUACCUACAUCCAGGGGUUACAUGGGACAUGCAACUUCUUUGGACUUCAUCUCAUACCAUACGUACCUUCUCAUGGUAAUCCUGGGAGGAACUCUAAUUAUUGUUUUUGGAUUUGUAACUGUGCUGUUAUGUUAUUGUAGGGUGUGUGCAUGUGAACCGGAAAAUAAGAGAGUAAAUGUCACCAAAAUGGUGGCUUUGAAGAAAGACCAGACCACUUCUACUAACAACAGUGGGAGCAGGGAAAUAUCCUUCAAAGAUUCUGCUCACCAUGAUGAUAGAUCCUACUCAGUGGCUUCCACUAGUGGUGGGCGAAGAGAAGAGUACGGUCCUUCUUGGCCUCUGGGCAAAUUCAACAUUUACGUGGAGGAUGUGGGGCUACAGUCUUCCAAAGUAGGAAACAAAGGUCCUGAGUUCAUCAGGCCCCACCAAUCUCCUAUUUACGUCAACAGCCGCGAGGCAGUACGGCUGAAGGAAAUGGCCGAAAGGAAGGUGGUACAACUCGGCCUGAAUGAGAAUGUGUUUUUUACUCAUAUUUACAACCAGCCAGUGGCCAUUCUUCAGGCACCUGAGCUCUUUCAGUCCUCUGAACAGCUAGCCGGCUGCAAGUCAGCCACCCUUCCUCGGAAAAGCCAAAUGGCUAACGAGACUGAGCCUACCAGUAAAGACAGCUUUACCCAGACUCUACCCAAGAUCUCUAUGCUCUCCCAUCUUCAACACCAGGCCAAUGAGGAGCAGCAGGUUCUGGAGGGUCCCCAAAGUUCUGCUUCCAACCCAGGAGCAUGGGGGCGAUACAACAACCUUUUGGAGUCUGUGUCUGUCCCGGGUACCCUGAACGAAGCUGUACAGAUGGGCCCUUUGUGUAGCGAGAUUCAGGGCAUUUCAGAGCAGACCUUGCUUGAGCUUUCAAAAGGCAAACCUCAGCAUCCUAGGGCCUGGUUUGUCUCACUGGAGGGCAAGCCUGCUGCCCAGGUGCGCCACUCUAUUAUUGACCUGCAGAAGAGGCACAGGCCAACUGACAGCAACGACACCAGCUUAGACUCCGGGGUGGACAUGAAUGAACACCAUUCAAGCAAGAGACUCGAAAGGGAGAAGACCUUUGUGAAAAGCAUGCCCCACAGUAAGGCCCUGUAUGCGGAGGACCUGGAUUUGAGCAGCAGUGAGAGCGGGACCACCGCAGCCUGCACCCCCGAGGAUGUCACCUUGAGGAAUAUCCUGGACAGUGGAAGCGGGAGCAUUCCUAACAUCCCAGAGGAAAGAGAUGGCGCGGACACAUCCAGCGCCCAGGAGGAUAGUGAGUCCCGCUCAUCACCUCCGCCGCGUCGUCUAAGGAAGGUCAGGGACCGGAGCAAAGUAGACAAACAAAAAACUACUUGGCACCUUCGAGAAGAGAGGCCACUGAAGAAACUAAACUAAUGCCAUUUAAUCUCAGCUUUUUUUAAAUGGGUAACAAGCAGAGUGUAUAAUAAUGUUUCUGGUAACUGGAAAUUUCCUUUGGCAAAGAUGAUCGACAGACAACAGUUUGACCUUGUUGCAAAAAUUCACUGAGUAGCCUGGCUAAUAAAGUGUUUUUUGGUCAUCUUGAAGAUUAGCUUUACUUUGCAAAAUAGAUGCCACUUACUUAAAAAUUGUGCACAGUGCAUAUGGUUUGUAUUAUGAUUCCCGCUUCAUACUUCAUCCAGGUAGGAUGACACAGAGCCAUAUUACACCGAAGAAGAAACAGAGUGUUAAUUUGAGGAUGAGAGUGGUGACCCCUGGGGAGGAGAGGGUGUGACCCCUGUUUCAGUAGGGUGUGAGCAUGUGUUUGUGGGGGUGGGGGGUGGAAAGAAAACAACUCGCACAACCAUUGGGAAUAAAGCACACAUAAAGUAAAUGUGCUCUUCUGAUCUUCUGAACUUGCUCAAAACUUGGAUGUUCACACUCAUCUCUCCCUCCCCACUCAAAUUUCUAUGAACAUUGUUGAGAGAAAUACUGACAUGGUUGAGAAAAUGUUGUUUGAAAGCUAUAACAAGACAUCUACAGUAUGCAUGGUAGAUGAUAUGAUUCUAUGAACCUUAAAAAUGUUAAAAAUUGUAUAUGCUUAGGGAGUAGAACUGAAAGCAGUAUACACUUCACAGGAACCCAAGUCCUCUGUUACAAAAGCGGAGUGUUUGUGUGCAGCUCUGACAAUUUUCCUCUCACUGUCAUUGUGUAAUGGUUGGAAAGAACAUGUCACCAAACAGCAAUGUAAAUGAUAAAAUGGACUUCAUUAUCAUACCAUCCAUGUACACAGUGGUACGAACGAGUUCCCACAGAACCACAGGGCAACAUACAUACAGACAGCGAGUGACGAGGGGAGAGUUUCCACAAUAUUUAUAGUGCAGAAUACAGGACAGUGUGAAACAGGGGGGCUGGUCACAAAGAAAAUAAUUAAGUGCUACAGUGUUUGUAGUUUAAUCUUAAAGUUUUGCCAUGCAGUAACAAGACAUUUUUCAUUGUACAAUGUUGGAAGGGCUCAAGGGAUUAAUUUUUAAAUCUUUGUGGCAGUCAGUUCACUGGCAAAAUAAUGUACAAUGCACAGAAUAUAAUUUAUAUUCUUCUUCUCAUUUAUUGCAGCUGGUGACUUAUUGUACAGAUAUUCUAUAUAUUGUGAACAAGGUCACAGUGACAGAGUAUUCAUAGUGAAAAAUGAAAAAUACCAGACAAUAGUACAAGUAGAAUCCUAAGUUUAAUGAUUGUGUUUUAAACACAAACCUAACAAAAACCGCACAUCUUUCACGAAUUUAUAUGAGUUACCAUUUUAGUAUGAAGAGUUGUUCAUGCCCUAUAAAUUCAGCGUACUGAAGAAACAUAUUCAGUCAAAAUCUCUUAGUGGGUUUACCUUCAUUUGGCAAUUUGGCACACUGGAUUUAAAUGGGAAUUGUAUUUGUUGUUUGUAUUUGGAAUGAGGAAUACAAAUCGUAGGUAUACUAGUUAAAACAAACUGGAUGUACAUAUAAAGGCAACUUAUUUUCUCAUUGCUAAUUUUACAGCACAUAUUUUUAAAGACUGAAUAGUCAGACAUCCAUUUAAUUUUCACAGUUUUAGCAUUGUUGUGAUGACUAAUGUGUACAUCUUUGGUUUAAUGUUUACAGUUAAAGCUGAUAUGAGCACAGAAUUUUUUAAAAUUGCUUUUAAGUUUCCCAUGUUUGUAUCAAACAUGUUUCUCUGCAGUAUAUCUUUCUUAUUUCCAUUCCAUCUAUAGUCUUUAAUUUAUAAUAGUCGAAACUUGAUUUGUCAGACAUAAUUUCAUUUGGAAAGACAUUUUUAUGGAGUACGUUUUGUGUCAGUCUGCGUUUGUUUUAUUGAACCCAAAUGGAUCAUCUGUUGGUGGUUUUGUGUUUCAGUGCAACUGUACUGGUUUAAAAAUGGUCAACAACCUAGUGUCUCUAAACAGCACUUUUGAAUGUCAUUAUUUGUUAUGUUACAGAAAUUGCAGCCCCAUCAAAUGCCUUUACUGUCAUCAAAUCCUGAAAAUAAUGUCAUUUUUAUGUAAGUAAAACAGGAAUUUGUACGCACUUAAUACUGUUUCAUGUAGAAGCAUUGAGCUGUUUUAUAUUUUUUUCUUUUAAAUGAACGGCAAUAGUUUGAGCCUAAUCAUUGCAGGUGUUAAAACAUGGCAAAAUGUAAUAUUCUGUAUAAUAGUGAUAAAUAUUCUUUAUUACAUUUUUCCUAAAUUGAUUAUCCUGGUAUGGCAAUACAUAUCUAAAUCAAAGUAUUAAAUUAAAUUGGACUGGGACAAAAAAUUGCAGUAAUGUCUGUCACUGUUAACUAAUACAUAAUAUAUGCAGAAAAAAAUCUCAGUCAAUGUAGAUUUCAAAUAAUUAACUACAAGUCCUUUUUUAUAAAACAUAAAAAUAAACUAAUGUUUUAUUAAUGCUGAUUUGCAGUUAAUUGCCAAGUUGUAAUUAAUACCACCCUUUGUUCCCCCCUCAAUAUCAAAGACUUUUUAUGAACCUUUAUGUGUAAUGUGGUAUUAAUUACUCGCUGGUUAUUGAAACAAUGUUUGAUCACUUUUUACUCAUUUUUUGCUUGUAUAUUUUCACAGAGGGGGCAAAACAUUUAAGGGGGAGUAUCCCCAUAAUUACAUAGCUAAUUUUAACAUAUGAUACAUAAAUCUGAAGCACAUGACAUAUUUAGUUCUCUGCAAAUGUGAAAACUGUUAUAACUGAUGUCUCUUUGGGUGCAUGGCUGCAUGUCCAUUGUUUACUUGUGUUUUUAGUCUACUACGAAAGUCCAUUAGAUGGACAUUAUGUUAUGUGUCUUCUUUGUUUCGUGUUUUAUACUUAAAAGUAAAUUGUCUGCCUUUUAUGUGAUGUUCUACGCUUUACUAUAAAUAAAGUUUCUUUGCAAUGCA